CUUGAAUGAGGGAAAUGUCCGCAUCCUUCUCUCCGAUGCCAGUCAGCGGCGGCGUAUUCGUUUUCAGUCAGCCUCGAUUUCAUCACGCUCAUUCUACCGUAGUUUCACAUGCCUGCGUCCUGUUGUGCAUAUGGUUGCAAGGGGAGGGCGGCGAAAGAUGGCCUAGAUCAUACGGUCACAUUUCAUCACAUUCCUAAGGAUCCAAUCAGGCAAAAGAAAUGGGUCUUGGCAAUGCGCUGGAUCAACUUCAAGCCAGGCAAAUUUAGUUUCAUCUGCUCAAGGCAUUUCGAGGAGCACUGCUUCGAUCGAACCGGCCAGACGGUUCGCCUCCGUGAUUAUGCCAUCCCAUCCAUAUUCAAUUUCCCACCCCACCUUCAGAAAAAUGAUCUUAGACUGUGGGACAAGAAUUUCAAAGAAGAGGAGAAUUCUAUCUUCAUGCACAAGAAGAAACGAACGACACGGACAUCGCAGGCGGCCACGCUUCAGAACGUGCCAGUGAAUGACACUGCAGUUGCACCUGGUGCAACGAGUCUCAUCCAGCAAGAGGGGAAGAAGUCUCCCAAGGACCAUACGUAUCACGUGAGCGAAGAAGCCAAGGAUCUGAAGAGGAGGUUAGAUGACCUCACGGAGGCCUUGGUUGCCGCAAAGAAGAGGAUCGUCUUGUUGAGCGGUAAAGCGGCCCGACUGAGCCGGAGCAAUGCCUACCUCAAGAACCUCAUUAAGGAUCUCAGGAAAGAAGAAAGGCCCAGCAAUGGGGAAAAGAUUAUCUGA
Messenger RNA from Darwinula stevensoni, 771 nucleotides. Lineage: Eukaryota; Metazoa; Arthropoda; Ostracoda; Podocopida; Darwinulidae. The record is from the annotation of a GenBank genome assembly.